Molecule: messenger RNA, 1703 nt
Organism: Cercopithifilaria johnstoni
Lineage: Eukaryota; Metazoa; Nematoda; Chromadorea; Rhabditida; Onchocercidae
Source: the annotation of a GenBank genome assembly
AUGUCGACGGAAGAAGCGACACAUCGAAGUCAAGCAGCUGAACUUGAAGAAUUAGAUGCAAAGAAAUUACGUCAGGAUUGCAUGAACAUUAUGCCGAAUGGGAAUUCAAAAGAGGAUGGAGAAGCUUACAAAUUGGACCGCCUUCGGAAUCUUGUCAAUAGGAUUUUCAGCGGUGAAAACAGCAUUUGUUUGAAAUCUUUGUUAGAAUCAACUGAUGCAUCAACUUUUAAUAAUGAUGUUGACUUGUCAGUCGUAAUAGAUGAUAUUUUUAUGCGAGCUCUAUGUAACAUGCAGGAAAGCAAUGUACAGAUGAUGAGUACAGGUAGAAUGCUAGGAAAACAACUCGGCGAACCGCUGUUUGAUUUACCUCUCAUUCUACCAGAAAUGGCUUUGCAUUAUCUUAUCGCAACAAAUGAAAAAUUGGCUACUGAAGGACAGAAUCAGUUUUUAAUGGAUUACGAGCGGUCCGUGAUUCCAAUUAUUCAGAAAAGACUUUUUGCUCAAACAUCUUUCCUUCUUCGUGGUUUUUAUGGUGAAAAAUUUACAACUGAGGACAUGAUAGCAGUCUUUAUUCGAAUGUUUUAUCAGCAGCAAAUACCAGAAACUUUUGCCUACAACUUGAUAAAUUACUGUACAGAUGAAGAUGUGGCGGACCAUGGUGCACUUGCUGAGAUUUUCAAUCCCAUUUUGGAUUGUGCGCAUAAGUCAAUGAGUUCCCAACAAAUGUCGAAUAAGUGCAACAGGGAAGUGGCUGUUUAUCCAUAUUCCUUGCUGAAAUUCCUUGUAGGCGUCAGAACUUCAUCUAAUAAGAGGCCUGUUGCCGAUUUGCUGGUUUCACGGGCGGAUUUCAUAUCGAAAGUGCACACCGUCCUCGAAGGCCAUGAUUUCGCGCGACUCUGUUAUUUGGGACCAUUCUUUGAAUACAGUACAGCUCCUGCUGAUAACGGAAGCCUCUCUAUUUACAUGCCAUUUUUCGACUGCUUUCAACUUCCGGAAGACGACCAAAAGCCGAUGUUGUAUAAUGUUUAUCAGAACGAUUUAACACUUGUUAGGCGUCAUUUACAUCAAAUAUUGCAUCAGUUGUUAGCAAAUACUUCGAGCCGUAACAAAACGUUGGAUUUCAUUACUCACGUGUUAUCUGUCAAUAUCAAGAGGCGACAGAUGAAUCCGGAUUACUCGAAGUUGUCAUCGGAUGGUUUCAUGUUGAAUUUCUUUGAUGUAAUGCUAAGUUUGGCUGAGAAAGUGACAUUUGAUAAGGUCAACACUUAUUACAUAUUCCAUCCGGAAUGCAGAAUUGACUUUUCGGAUGAAACGCGAUUGAAAUUGGAUUUAGAACAAACAAAAGCCUUCGCAAAAAUGAUAGAUACUAAGUUCGAAAUUAAAUUUCCCACGGAAUGUUUCUUUCUUACGGUACAAGCGCAACACCUAUCACUAUCAGCUGCGAUUGGACAACUAAAAUAUUUGAAGAGGAACUUACAUGAAAUUGAACUUGGUCUAAAUGAACUUAAAGUACAGUUACGCAGAUUAUUAGCACUACAAAUAAGAGAAAAGGCAAUGAUUGAAGCAAAACUGGAGCGUGCUAAUAUUUUUCGUACAAGACUCAUUCGAAGAAUUAUGUGUUUGGAAGCAGCUCUAUACGAUCCGGUGUUUCUCCAUCGAGCUUUGGAAUUCUGCAGCCGUCAGCUUACGUUCAUCAUCAACAU